AUGUCGUGGCAGACCUACGUCGAUGACCACUUGAUGUGUGACAUUGACGGCCAAGGCCAGCAUCUCUCUGCGGCUGCCAUUAUUGGUCUCGAUGGCAGUGUCUGGGCCAAGAGCGCUUCCUUCCCCCAGUUUAAGCCAGAGGAGAUGACUGGGAUCAACAAGGAUUUCGAAGAACCGGGGCAUCUUGCUCCAACCGGGUUGCACCUUGGGGGCACAAAGUACAUGGUAAUCCAGGGAGAGCCUGGGGCUGUCAUCCGUGGAAAGAAGGGCUCUGGAGGUAUCACUAUAAAGAAAACUGGACAAGCUCUAGUAUUUGGACUCUAUGAAGAACCUGUGACUCCAGGGCAGUGCAACAUGGUUGUUGAGAGGUUGGGGGAUUACCUCAUUGACCAGGGCCUGUAG
This is a messenger RNA of Prunus armeniaca (apricot), 402 nucleotides long. NCBI's taxonomy places the organism in Eukaryota, Viridiplantae, Streptophyta, Magnoliopsida, Rosales, Rosaceae. The record is from the annotation of a GenBank genome assembly.